Messenger RNA from Corythoichthys intestinalis (scribbled pipefish), 4288 nucleotides. RefSeq names its product microtubule-associated protein futsch-like. NCBI's taxonomy places the organism in Eukaryota, Metazoa, Chordata, Actinopteri, Syngnathiformes, Syngnathidae. The record is from RefSeq and is a predicted model, not a curated record. The transcript is spliced from 6 exons. Bases 619 to 3915 code for a protein of 1098 amino acids.
CAAUUUUUGGCCCAUUGGCUGUUCAAAUACAACGCGAACGUGGAAUAUGAAGCAAGGAAACAGGCACGGUUGGCACUUGUCGAAAAGGAACGAAAUGCCAGAGACAAUCCGGACCCCGUUGAGAACGACCCUAUCGGGAAGGAUCCCCUGGAAAAAGUACUUCACUAUUUUCUGCUUUGAUUCUUACUUUGCCGUCUCAUGUAGUCGUAUUCCAGAGGUCAGUCAGCAAUUAGAAGGCAACAAGUUCAACCAACAGUUGGAAGGAGGAUAAAGUGAAGAGCAGGCAACACUGAGGCAAAGAAUCAGAUAGUGAGGUUGUUUUGGGUCUGAAGGGUACUUGACACUCAGCACCUUAACAGCUCACUGAAACGGAGUCUGCAGGACCUGACGAUUUUGUGGGAGCCACGCCGGGUUCUGCUGAGGUGCUUGAGAGAGAUCCCUCUGAGCCACAAACCCAACAGGUUCCGGACAAGCACAAAAGUGGACCGUUGGCGAAUGAUCAGCAGGUGAAAAAAAAUCAAAACCUGUCGGGUGGUGGUGUCUCCAUGAUGGCUUGCUGUGUGUGGUGGUGGUGCUUCUGCAUGUGCAUGCAAAGUCUGCUGACAUAGAGUUAGCUAAAUGCAUGGGGUGAAAACAACUGAUAACGUAACCACUCCAGAAGCCUCAGUGUUAUCUCCAGGGUCUGACGACAUCCCGAAAGACCAGUCAAAAAUGGAAAAAACGCAGAAGGAGAAGGAACUCAUCUCGGAAGCAAUCAUGGAACCGGCCCAGGCCGCAGGGCCUGCUUCAAGCCAGGUGGACCAACACCUGGAGUUACAAAGGCAAAGGAGUCCUCUGGAGUUACAAAGGCAAAGGAGCCCUCUGCCACAUGAAAGUCCAAACCAAGAGAAGGAUGCACAUGCCGAGUCCUCCUCAGCUGAAUCUGCAAAAGUGGAGUCCACUCAAGCUGAGGUCUCCCAGGAUGAAAGCACUCUGGCUGGGAUCUCCCGGGCAGGGUAUUUACAGAUGGAGUCCACAAAAGAGGAGUCUGAACGAGUGAAAUCUUCCCAAGAUACAUUUUUACAAGAAGGAGCUGAGCAGGCGAAGCUCUCGCAGCACGAUACGUUCCAUGCAGAUUCUGCAGAGGAAGAGGUCAUGCAGGUUCACUCCACACAGGCUGAGACUUACACAACUGAUUCCUCUAAAUCUGAGGCAUCUAUGCUGAUUGAAUCCUCUCAGGCUAAAGCAUUUGAGGUGGAAUCCACAGAAAUUGAGAGUUUCCGAGAACAUACGCAGUUGGGCUCUGCGCUAGACAAGUUAGCGCAAUCUGAAUCCAUGCAGGAAGAAUCUUCACAAGCUGAGGCUUACCAAGGAGAAUCAGCACAAGUUGAGCCUACUGAGGCUGAGUCUGUGCAAGUCAAGUCCACACAGGCCAAGUCCUCCGAUGCUGAGCAAGCCCAGGUUGAAUGCACGCAGGUUGAGAAACCCCAGACAGAGUCUCCGCAGAUGAGGUCCACAUUGAUGAAUUCUGUGCAGGCCAAGACCUCCCAGGUUAAGACAGUUCAAUCCACAUCUUUGGAGAUUGACUCUACACCAGCAGACUCUGCUCAGAUCAAGACUCCUUUGUCUGAGUCUGUGCAAUAUGAGUCCCCCCAUGCCGGGUCUGCAGAGGAAGAGGUCGUGCAGGUUGACUCCACACAGGCUGAGACUUACAUAACUGAGUCCUCUAAAUCUGAGGCAUCUAUGCUGAUUGAAUCCUCUCAGGCUAAAGCAAUUGAGGUGGAAUCCACAGAAAUUGAGAGGUCCCAAGAACAUUAUACGCAGUUGGGCUCUACGCUAGACAAGUUAGCGCAAUCUGAAUCCGUUCAGGAAGAAUCUUCACAAGCUGAGGCUUACCAAGGAGAAUCAGCACAAGUUGAGCCUACUCAGGCUGAGUCUGUGCAAGUCGAGUCCACACAGACCAAGUCCUCCUAUGCUGAGCACGCCCAGGUUGAAUGCACGCAAGUUGAGACACUCCAGACAGAGUCUCCGCAGAUGAGGUCCACAUUGAUGAAUUCUGUGCAGGCCAAGCUCUCCCAGGUUAAGACAGUUCAAUCCACAUCUUUGGAGAUGGACUCUACAACAGCAGACUCUGCUCAGAUCAAGACUCCUUUGUCUGAGUCCGUGCAAAAUGAGUCCCCUCAGUCUGAGUCUUUGCAUGUGGAGUCCACAAAAGUUGAGGCCUCCCCAAUGGAAUCCACACUGUCAGUUUCUGUGCAGGCGGAGUCUGGGCAGGUGGAGGCCACACAGGUGGAUUUUGCACAAUCUGAGACAUUUCAGGCCUCCCAUAUUCAAUCUGAACAAAGUGAGACCUCCCAGGUUUUGUCCGUGCAAAUUGAGUCCACACUGGUAGAUUCUGCUCAGGCUGAGUCUGUCCAGAUGGAGUCCAUAGAGUCCGAGACCUCCCAGGUUAAGGCCAUCCAUCUUGACCGUGCACAAAUUGAGACUACUCAGUCAGUGUCUGCAUUGAUGGAAUCUACACCAGCAGACUUGACCGAGUCUGAGACUGCCACAUAUGAUUAUGCGCAAGGGGCAUCUUCCCAGGCUGAGUCUGUGCAGGUGGACUCCAUGGAGUCCGGGACCUCUGAGGUCAAAGCCUUCCAUCUUGAACCUGCACAAAUAGAGACCAAUCAGCCCAUGUCUGCAUUGAUGGAAUCUACACCAGCAGACUUGACUGAGUCUGAGACUGCCACAUAUGAAUAUGCGCAAGGGGCAUCCUCCCAGCCUCAGUCUGUGCAGAUGGAGUCCAUGGAGUCCGAGACCUCUGAGGUCAAAGCCUUCCAUCUUGAACCUGCACAAAUAGAGACCAAUCAGCCCAUGUCUGCAUUGAUGGAUCCUACACCGGCAGGCUUGACUGAGUCUGAGACUGCCACAUAUGAGUAUGCGCAAGGGGCAUCUUCCCAGGUUGAGUCUGUGCAGGUGGAGUCUUCAGUAGUUGACAUCAUCCUAACACAGCCUCUACAACACGACUCCACGCUUGUGGAGUUCACGCAGUCCGAUACAUCCCAGACUGAAACCUCCCAAACUGAAUCUGUACAAGUUGAGACCUCACAAGCUUCAUCUGCACUGUUGGAGUCCAGACUUGCAGAUUCUGGGCAGGAUGAGACCUCACAGUCCGUUCAUUCUCAGUCCAAAGCCUUCCACAUUGAAUCAAUACAAGUUGAGACCUCUACCUCUAAUCCUGAGUCUGCUCCGGUGAAAUCUGCACCAGCGGACCUUACUCAGCCCAAGACCACUACCGCUACAUCCGAGUCUGUACAAGAGGAGUCCACUGAACCAGAGUCUUCUCGAGCUGAGGUCUCCCACGUCAAAUCCAAACAUGUGGAAUCUAUGGGUUCAUUAUCCACACCUGACUUGUCUGCACAAGCCAAACUCCCCAGGACAGAAUCUUCUCAAGAUGAGGUCUCCCUUAUCAAUUUUAAACAUGUUGACUGCUCUUUGGCCGAGUCUAUGCAUUCUGUGUCCACGUUAGAACUGUCUGCACAGGUCAAAAGCUCCCAAGCUGACAUCUCCCACGCUGAAUCUAAACAAGAUGAGACCUUACCAACUGAGUCUCCACAGGUGGAUUCCUCAAUGACGGGGCCUACACAGAUCGAGGAUGCACUGCUGGAGUCGACACAGGCUGAGUCCUCCCACAUUGAAUCUGCACAGGACGAAACCUCCCAGCCUGUGUCUGCACAGGUGGAGUCCAAGCCUGAGGAGUCUGCACAGUUGGAAUCCACAGAGGGUGAGGUCCCCCAGUUCGAAACUACGCCAAUUGAGAACGCUUCUGCUGAGUCCGACCAAGCAUUGCCGAGUGACAACCAGUUGGAAAAUAAUGAAUCCGAGACGCCUAAUCAAAGUUCAUCUCCUGCUGUUCAAGACCAGGAAGAGGCAGAAGAGCAAGCUGACGAAUAACCAAAUCACUACUUUAUGGUCCAUAGAUGAAUGUGCGUGUUUGACUAUGUGAAACUCAUCCCUGCAUGUUUGCCUGAAUCAAAGAUAUCCUCAAUAGACCUAAAUAAACACUGUGUGCUUGUAAGAACACACUGGGCCAAUUUAAUGUACAGUAUGUGUUUGUGGCAAAUUACUACACGUGUUUAACCCUUUUUCAUGAUUUUGUGAUCAUGUGGCUGUGUUAAGGGAUAUUAUGUGACAUUUUGCAGGUAAUAUUUUAAAGAUUAUUAUUAUUAUUGUAUAUUUGUUUUUACAAAAUAUUAACAUUGUAAAUAUUUUAAUAUAUGCUACAUGUUUAAUACAGUUUCUUUUACUCUUACAUCUUUUAUAGUCA